Messenger RNA from Eruca vesicaria subsp. sativa (arugula), 285 nucleotides. The record is from the annotation of a GenBank genome assembly. Lineage: Eukaryota; Viridiplantae; Streptophyta; Magnoliopsida; Brassicales; Brassicaceae.
AUGGGAAGAGGGAUCUCCUAUGAUCAGUCUAGAGCGAAUGUUUCAUCUUCAGAGAUCUAUGACCUGUUUGUGACAUUAACACUAUUACUUGAAGAUGUCAAAGCCGGUACACAGAUUCUUCCUAGUCAGUUCUUAAAAGCUAAUGGCGUCAAUAAAUUUUGGAAGAAUAUAACUAUUUUGGCUGAAAACAAAGCUGAGUUGUCAGGAUAUCUUUUGUCAGGAGGUGGAACCAUUGCUUUGGAAAAUGGUGGGCGUGGUGAAGCUAAUGACAUAAAAGCUAGGUGA